This is a messenger RNA of Strongylus vulgaris, 243 nucleotides long. Lineage: Eukaryota; Metazoa; Nematoda; Chromadorea; Rhabditida; Strongylidae. The record is from the annotation of a GenBank genome assembly.
AAAGGCGUAUCGUCUUACGAAAUUGAUCCUCAUAAGGAUAGAGGGGAAAUCAAGUAUGCGAAACUCGAAUUUUGGUAUGUAGGUGGCUAUGGCACAUAUGCUGAAGAGGAUUCGACUACAAUAGACUAUGAAGAUAUUGUUAUUGACACAGUUGACUACGAGCAAUCAAGCAACACAGUUAUCAUUAGAUGGAACGCUAGAGGAAUAUGGGCACAAGAAAAGCCAGUAUAUGUUGUGAGGUGA